This is a messenger RNA of Equus quagga, 3393 nucleotides long. RefSeq names its product BUB3 mitotic checkpoint protein (gene BUB3). The coding region runs from base 136 to 1116 and encodes 326 amino acids. Gene Ontology annotation, molecular function: ubiquitin binding. Gene Ontology annotation, biological process: mitotic spindle assembly checkpoint signaling. Gene Ontology annotation, cellular component: kinetochore; mitotic checkpoint complex; bub1-bub3 complex. The transcript is spliced from 8 exons. The record is from RefSeq and is a predicted model, not a curated record. NCBI's taxonomy places the organism in Eukaryota, Metazoa, Chordata, Mammalia, Perissodactyla, Equidae.
AUCAGCCAAUGGCAGGCACACGCUGGAGCUUCCUCUCCGCCUUCUUCGCCCAGGCUGCGAGUGCUUGAAGGGAAGCAAGGAGGUGGCGGCGGCGGCGAGCGGCGGCGGCAAAGUUGCUUCUGAGGGGAGUCCAAGAUGACCGGUUCUAACGAGUUCAAGCUGAACCAGCCCCCCGAGGACGGCAUCUCCUCGGUGAAGUUCAGCCCCAACACCUCCCAGUUCCUGCUGGUCUCCUCCUGGGACACGUCGGUGCGCCUCUACGAUGUGCCGGCCAACUCCAUGCGGCUCAAGUACCAGCACACCGGCGCCGUCCUGGACUGCGCGUUCUACGAUCCAACGCAUGCCUGGAGUGGGGGAUUAGACCAUCAACUGAAAAUGCAUGAUUUGAACACUGAUCAAGAAAAUCUUGUUGGAACCCAUGACGCCCCUAUCCGAUGUGUUGAAUACUGUCCAGAAGUGAAUGUGAUGGUUACUGGGAGUUGGGAUCAGACAGUCAAAUUAUGGGAUCCCAGAACUCCUUGUAAUGCUGGGACCUUCUCUCAGCCCGAAAAGGUGUACACCCUCUCUGUGUCUGGAGACCGGCUGAUCGUGGGCACUGCGGGCCGCAGAGUGUUGGUGUGGGACCUACGGAACAUGGGCUAUGUGCAGCAGCGCCGGGAGUCCAGCCUCAAGUACCAGACCCGCUGCAUACGGGCAUUUCCGAACAAGCAGGGUUAUGUAUUAAGCUCUAUUGAAGGCCGAGUGGCAGUUGAGUACCUGGACCCAAGCCCCGAGGUGCAAAAGAAGAAGUACGCCUUCAAGUGUCACAGACUAAAAGAAAACAAUAUUGAGCAGAUUUACCCGGUCAAUGCCAUUUCCUUCCACAACAUCCACAAUACAUUUGCCACAGGUGGUUCUGAUGGAUUCGUAAAUAUUUGGGAUCCAUUUAACAAAAAGCGACUGUGUCAGUUCCAUCGGUACCCCACCAGCAUCGCAUCACUUGCCUUCAGUAAUGAUGGGACUACACUUGCAAUAGCAUCAUCAUAUAUGUAUGAAAUGGAUGAUACAGAACAUCCAGAAGAUGGUAUCUUCAUUCGCCAAGUGACAGAUGCAGAAACAAAACCCAAGACCUCUUAACCGGCUCCCGUCACGAUGUGCCUGUUAUGGUUGUGGCCGCCUUCCCCAGAUGACCAGGGCCUUGGCGUUCUCACUGGUUUCCCUUAGCCAAAUGCUCUUCUCUAUUGUUAAGUGUCUGUUCUGUUUAUCUUUUGUUUCUACUGCUACUGUCCCACCGCCUUAAAGGGGCCCCUCCGCCCAUCCGGGGGAAUGUGGCAGCCUCCAGUCUUGGCCCUAAAUCCUCCACCUUCUGGAGCAGUGACUUUCAAACCUUUAAGCUGUAACCCAAAUAAGAAAUACGUUUGAAUCGCAGUCCAGAACACAGGUCAAUACAGUAUGUGUAACAGAGAAAAGUUUUAUAAAACAUUACUUGCCCUUUGUACUGUUUGCUUGCUUGCUUGUUUUUUUUAAAAGUUUUUUUUAAGAAAUGCUGGUUAUGGCCCCUUGAACUGAUUUUAUAACAAGUGCCUUGCCGCCUCUAACUUAAAAAAAACUGCUGUCUACACACAAGACUAAAAACUCUUACUUUUUUUAUCCUGCCAUGCCUGGGAUCCCCCAGAGCUCCCCCUUGCUCGUGGUAGCCCUUCAGUCACUUUGUAAGAAGGUGAGCGUCUUCCAAGGCCUGCAGAUCCCUAGGAAGGGACCGGCUGAUCGGCCAGGUGCUCUCAGAAGAAUGGGGGUUGGGCUGACCUCCGCUGGGAAUUCCGACACUUGGAUAGGAAUGUUCUGGUGGCAGCAAUAUCUGGUUCUGAGUUCUACUGUGUAGAAACUUAAAGGUGUAUUAGCAGGUCCUCCUUUGUUCCGGGCAGGCGGGGAUAUCCAGCCCUGUUAGAAGGACCAAGGCCAGACUGCCCAGUUUGUGUUGGCAUUCAAGCACUUCGUUGUUUUGCCUUCUGUAUCUGUUCAACUUGAGGUUUCGUACAGUGUUGUGCUUUGCACAUCUUCCGUUAAAAAAGGAUUCUGGUCAAAUAAGACUAGGCCUAUCUGCUUGGUGGGAGGAGACUCCAUGCACGUUAGCAUCUAAGAGCUUGGAGAACUCAAGCAGUACAAGAAAUGCCUGUGACUUCGUUUAACCCAGUUUUCCCCAAAUUUCUUUGACCCUGAGCCUCUGCUCUCUGUAAUCGCCUCCCCCACCAACUCCUCCCCCCCUGGAGUUUACUGGGAUUCUGUUAAUCAGAGUGCCAGGCUAUUCGCUUCACUUAUACUCAGAUGCCCAUGUUGGUUCCCAAUUUUCACAGUCUGUUCAGGCUUUUUGUUUUUCCAAAUUGCUCGUACAGUUUUAAUUUGAAUCCUUUUGCAAGGUCCAAGGUCUUAUUCAAGAUCCUGUUUUCCAUGAGGGCCUCUGUCCUUGCUCCAGCUCACAAAUGAGUGUGCCCUUUCUCAAAAGUUGGAUGAAGCAUCUCCUGCUUAUGUACUUGUGGCAGUUACUGCCUGGCAUUUUAGCAUUUUCAUGUGUGCACGUCUUGAUCCUCUCCUAGAUUCUUUCAAGACCAGGGACCACGUCUUUAUGUAUACUCUGGCGCAUGAACAUUGGGCCACUUUGGUAUUGUUGAGUGAUAGAGAUGGUCCCUUUUUCAAAAUAAUUUUCAAUAUAAUUUUGGAAUAGAGCCACUCGGUGUCCAGUGCACUGGACAUGUGACCGUUAGCUUGGUUAAUUUAUUCAGUAAGCACUUAGUAACUAUUAGAGGAGGAGUAUGUUCAUUGUAGAAAAAUGUAGGUGACAACAUGCAGAAAGUGAGUUACACUGUCAUAUAAUUAUAUCCUAUAAUAGGAGAUAACAUUUUGGUGUCUAUCCAUCCUUCAGAAUUUUCUGCACAUUCUUUCUGAAUUUUGUUAACCACCUUAUGUGAAAAUGCCUGGGUGAACAAAUUUGAAGAUUUUGUUUGAGAUGGUGUGACAUGCAGUACGGGCCAGGUGGCUUCAUGACAUUUACUUUGGGAGGGGCAUCCUAAGUGUUCUUUGAAGUAAUGGGUGGCUGGUCACCCCCUGGAGCAUCUGAAGCCUGGAAGCAGGAGAUCCUGUGACGGUGGCAAGAGGAGUGAGGCCUUGGGCAAGUCCAGCCUUUGAACUUGGCUUUGAAUCCUGACUUCGGUGCUGAAUUCGUUGCGUCACUGGCCAAGUUAACUUCUCAGCUGCAGUUUCCUCAUCUGUAAAAUGAAGAUAACACCUAACUCAUGGAAUUAUAAAUGAGUAGAUACAUUGGUUAUUAGGGUGCACCUGACACAGUCAGUGAACAGCAAAUCCCUGUUCUCUUUGCAUGAAAAAUAUUUAAUCCGUUGCUCACUUAUUAGUCAGCUG